This is a messenger RNA of Triticum aestivum (bread wheat), 1523 nucleotides long. Its product is annotated as Bowman-Birk type bran trypsin inhibitor. NCBI's taxonomy places the organism in Eukaryota, Viridiplantae, Streptophyta, Magnoliopsida, Poales, Poaceae. The transcript has 4 exons. Gene Ontology annotation, cellular component: extracellular region. The record is from RefSeq and is a predicted model, not a curated record. The coding region runs from base 44 to 1243 and encodes 399 amino acids. Gene Ontology annotation, molecular function: serine-type endopeptidase inhibitor activity.
CGUAAGUUUGAUUCACCCAAAGUUAGCUGAGUGACCUGCAGCCAUGAAAAGAUGCAUUGCUGCCGUCCUGCUGGUACUUUCUCUCGCCGCCGACGACCAUGUGGACACCAUUCGUCUUCCGAGCAACGGUCUUGCCGAUGAAGUAGCGACCGCGGCAACGGAGAUCGGCGCCGAGAAGAAGAGGCCGUGGAAGUGCUGCGACAGCCCGUUGUGCAGCAGGUCCAUCCCGCCGCGGUGCCGCUGCAUGGACGCGGUGGAGCAGUGCGACGAGGCCUGCACCCGCUGCGAGGCGUCCAAGUCCGACCCUUCCAAGCGCAUCUGCAACGACCGGUACCAUGGCUGGCCCGGCCCGAACUGCACCGAGCCCGACGCCGACGACGUCCCAAGUGGUGCAGGUCCGGUGGUCGUUGCUCAUCAAGAAACGGUGGCGGAGGAGACGAGGCCGUGGGGGAGGUGUUGCGACCGGCCCCUGUGCACCAGGUCCGUCCCGCCGGCCUGCCGCUGCCUGGACAACGUAGACCGGUGCGCCCCCACCUGCAAGAGAUGCGUGGUGUCUAUCUUUGACCCGACCGACCACUCCUGUGACGACAUCUAUCACGGUGAACCCGGGCCAAGGUGCACUAGGGCCGACCGCAACGGCGACAUCUCCAGUGGUGUUGUGGCGGUGGCGGCAGCCGCAGAGAUAGCCGUUAGCGACAAGAAGAGCAUUGUCGGCGGCGAGGAGAAAGCGAGGCCAUGGAGGUGCUGCGACGAGCCCAUAUGCACCAUGUCGUUCCCGCCGAUCUGCUUCUGCCGCGACAGGGUGAAGAAGUGCGCCAAGACCUGCAACAAGUGCGACCAGGAUGAGUCGGACGCUUCCCGCCACGUGUGCGGCGACUCCUACUUCGGCUGGCCUGGGCCAAGGUGUACCAAGCCAAACGACGACGACGAUGUCCCAAGUGGUAUUGGUCCAGGGGUCUCUGCUCAAGCGACGGCGGCAGUGGCGAGGGUCGAGACGGCGGCAGCGAUGAUGGCUGUUAGCGAGGAGCUCAACGUCGUCGACGGCGAGAAGGCGAGGCCGUGGAAGUGCUGCGACCAGACACUGUGCACCAGGUCUGCCCCGCCGACCUGCUUCUGCCACGACAAGGUGAAGAAGUGCGCCAAGACCUGCAAGAACUGCCUCAAGGACGACUCGGGCACUUCCCUCCGCGUGUGCGGCGACCCGUACUUCGGCUGGCCCGGGCCCAAGUGCACCAAGGUCUAGCGUCGCCGCCGACGUCCGCCGCGGUGUCUAGCUAACUAGGAUGUGCAUGCACGCCCAGCUCUAUCCUUGCACUGGGCGAUGGUGAACGAAUAAAGUGAGUUGAUCGGCCGGCCGGUCAGUGGCCUUGUGUACCGAGCCACGGAGUUCUGUAUCGCACUGUGGUAGGUGCGCACGUACGUGUUGUUUUCUUCCGGGUUGUCGUUGUAGCGCUAGUAGUGUUUAGUUGCAUGGUCUCAGUAUCGAUGAAUAAGAUAAACCAGAGGCUAGUAGUGUUUAUUCA